AUGUCAACAGAAGAUUAUUAUGGUGACGAAGAUCCUUAUGGUUUCGAAGAAGAAACUGCCCCAAUCACAGCAGAAGAUUCAUGGGCUGUUAUCUCUUCCUUUUUCCGUGAAAAAGGUUUAGUAUCCCAACAAUUGGACUCAUUUAAUCAAUUCGUCGACUAUACUUUACAAGAUAUCAUCUCUGAAGAUUCAACUUUAAUUCUAGAACAAUUGGCACAACAUACUACCGAAUCUGAUAAUAUAAGUAGAAAAUACGAAAUUAGUUUUGGUAAAAUCUACGUAACAAAACCAAUGGUUAAUGAAUCAGAUGGUGUUACCCACGCUUUGUAUCCACAAGAAUCUCGUCUACGUAAUUUAACUUAUUCUUCAGGUUUAUUCGUUGACGUGAAUAAAAGAACUUAUGAAGCUGUAGAUGUGCCAGGUAGAGAUUUGAAUUAUCAAUUGAUAGCAGAAGAGAGUGAAGAAGAUAAUGAAAACGAUAAAGUCUUUAUUGGUCGUUUACCGAUCAUGUUAAGAUCCAAGAAUUGUUAUUUAAGCGAUGCAACCGAAUCAGAUUUGUAUAAAUUAAAAGAAUGUCCAUUUGAUAUGGGUGGUUAUUUCAUUAUUAAUGGUUCCGAAAAAGUUUUGAUUGCUCAAGAACGUUCUGCUGGUAACAUCGUUCAAGUCUUUAAGAAAGCUGCUCCUUCUCCAAUAUCUCACGUUGCAGAAAUUAGAUCCGCCCUAGAGAAAGGUUCAAGAUUUAUCAGUACAUUACAAGUUAAAUUAUAUGGUAGAGAGGGUUCUUCUACUCGUACCAUCAAAGCUACUUUACCUUAUAUUAAACAAGAUAUUCCUAUUGUAAUUAUCUUUAGAGCUUUAGGUAUCAUUCCAGAUGGUGAAAUCUUAGAACAUAUUUGUUACGAUGUUAACGAUUGGCAAAUGUUAGAAAUGUUGAAACCAUGUGUUGAAGAUGGUUUCGUCAUUCAAGAUCGUGAAACUGCUUUAGAUUUUAUUGGUCGUCGUGGUACUGCCUUAGGUAUUAAAAAAGAAAAGAGAAUUCAAUAUGCAAGAGAUAUUUUACAAAAGGAAUUUUUACCUCAUAUUACACAACUAGAAGGUUUUGAAAGUAGAAAAGCUUUCUUCUUGGGUUAUAUGAUUAAUAGAUUAUUGUUGUGUGCUUUAGAUCGUAAGGACCAAGAUGAUCGUGAUCAUUUCGGUAAGAAGAGACUAGAUUUAGCCGGUCCUUUAUUGGGUCAAUUGUUCAAGACAUUAUUCAGAAAAUUAACUAAGGAUAUCUUCCGUUACAUGCAAAGAACUGUCGAAGAAGCCAAUGAUUUCAAUAUGAAAUUGGCUAUCAAUGCCAAGACCAUCACAUCAGGUUUGAAGUAUGCUUUAGCUACAGGUAACUGGGGUGAACAGAAAAAAGCCAUGUCUUCAAGAGCAGGUGUUUCACAAGUUUUAAAUCGUUAUACAUAUUCAUCUACAUUAUCACAUUUAAGAAGAACUAAUACACCAAUUGGUCGUGAUGGUAAGUUGGCUAAGCCACGUCAAUUACACAAUACCCAUUGGGGUUUGGUGUGUCCUGCAGAAACACCAGAAGGUCAAGCGUGUGGUUUAGUUAAAAACUUGUCAUUAAUGUCAUGUAUUUCUGUUGGUACUGAUCCAAUGCCUAUCAUCACUUUCUUGAGUGAAUGGGGUAUGGAACCUUUAGAGGAUUAUGUUCCUCAUCAAUCUCCAGAUGCCACAAGAGUUUUUGUGAAUGGUGUCUGGCAUGGUGUGCACAGAAAUCCUGCUAGAUUAAUGGAAACUCUAAGAACUUUGAGAAGAAAGGGUGAUAUUAACCCAGAAGUUUCUAUGAUUAGAGAUAUUCGUGAGAAAGAGUUGAAGAUCUUUACAGAUGCGGGUAGAGUUUACAGACCUUUGUUUAUUGUAGAGAAUGAUGAACAAUUAGGUCAUAAAGAAUUAAAGGUAAGGAAGGGUCACAUUGCUAGAUUGAUGGCUACUGAAUACCAAGAUAUCGAAGGUGGUUUCGAGGACUCAGAGGAAUAUACCUGGUCCUCUUUAUUAAAUGAAGGUUUAGUGGAAUAUAUAGAUGCGGAAGAAGAAGAGACUAUUUUAAUUGCUAUGCAACCAGAAGAUUUAGACCCAGUACAGGAAGAGGAAGAAAUGGAAGUAGAUGAGAAUGUAGAUACAGCCAAACGUAUUAGGUCCGUACAUCAUGCAACUACUUUCACCCAUUGUGAAAUUCAUCCAUCGAUGAUUUUAGGUGUUGCUGCAUCUAUUAUUCCAUUCCCAGAUCAUAAUCAAUCUCCUCGUAAUACUUAUCAAUCUGCGAUGGGUAAGCAAGCUAUGGGUGUUUUCUUAACUAAUUAUAAUGUUCGUAUGGAUACCAUGGCUAAUAUCUUAUAUUAUCCACAAAAACCAUUAGGUACUACCCGUGCGAUGGAAUACUUGAAAUUCAGAGAACUUCCUGCAGGUCAAAAUGCCAUUGUUGCCAUCGCCUGUUAUUCCGGUUAUAACCAAGAAGAUUCUAUGAUUAUGAAUCAAUCUUCGAUUGAUCGUGGUUUAUUCAGAUCCCUAUUUUUCAGAUCUUAUAUGGAUCAGGAAAAGAAAUACGGUAUGUCCAUUACUGAAACAUUUGAAAAACCACAACGUACAAAUACUUUGAGAAUGAAGCACGGUUCGUACGAUAAGUUGGAUGAUGAUGGUUUAAUUGCACCAGGUGUUAGAGUUUCUGGUGAAGACAUCAUUAUUGGUAAAACAACACCAAUUUCACCUGACGAGGAAGAAUUAGGUCAAAGAACUGCAUAUCAUUCUAAGCGUGAUGCCUCUACUCCAUUAAGAAGUACAGAAAAUGGUAUUGUUGAUCAAGUUUUAAUUACCACCAAUCAAGAUGGUUUGAAGUUUGUUAAAGUUCGUGUUAGAACUACAAAGGUUCCUCAAAUUGGUGACAAGUUUGCUUCUCGUCAUGGUCAGAAAGGUACCAUUGGUAUUACAUAUGGUCGUGAAGAUAUGCCAUUUACUGCAGAAGGUAUUGUUCCUGAUUUGAUUAUUAACCCACAUGCUAUUCCAUCUCGUAUGACUGUGGCGCAUUUGAUUGAAUGUUUGUUGAGUAAGGUUGCAGCAUUAUCUGGUAAUGAAGGUGAUGCUUCUCCAUUUACUGAUAUUACUGUUGAAGGUAUCUCCAAAUUAUUACGUGAGCAUGGUUACCAGUCUCGUGGUUUCGAAGUUAUGUACAAUGGUCAUACCGGUAAGAAAUUGAUGGCACAAAUUUUCUUUGGUCCAACUUAUUAUCAACGUUUGAGACAUAUGGUAGACGAUAAGAUUCACGCCAGAGCUCGUGGUCCAAUGCAAGUGUUAACAAGACAACCAGUUGAAGGUAGAUCAAGAGAUGGUGGUUUAAGAUUCGGUGAAAUGGAAAGAGACUGUAUGAUCGCACAUGGUGCUGCUUCUUUCUUGAAGGAAAGAUUAAUGGAAGCUUCAGAUGCUUUCAGAGUGCAUAUAUGUGGUAUCUGUGGGUUAAUGACAGUCAUUGCUAAACUAAACCAUAAUCAAUUUGAAUGUAAGGGUUGUGAUAACAAGAUAGAUAUUUACCAAAUCCACAUCCCAUACGCUGCUAAAUUGUUAUUCCAAGAAUUAAUGGCCAUGAAUAUUACACCUCGUCUGUAUGCUGAUCGUUCGAGAGACUUUUAA
Messenger RNA from Vanderwaltozyma polyspora DSM 70294, 3672 nucleotides. RefSeq names its product DNA-directed RNA polymerase II subunit RPB2 (gene RPB2). Gene Ontology annotation, molecular function: ribonucleoside binding; DNA binding; DNA-directed RNA polymerase activity. The transcript has a single exon. Gene Ontology annotation, cellular component: RNA polymerase II, core complex. The record is from RefSeq and is a predicted model, not a curated record. NCBI's taxonomy places the organism in Eukaryota, Fungi, Ascomycota, Saccharomycetes, Saccharomycetales, Saccharomycetaceae. Bases 1 to 3672 code for a protein of 1223 amino acids. Gene Ontology annotation, biological process: DNA-templated transcription.